AUGAAGUUAGAACGGUCAGCAGGUAUUUUAUUACAUAUAACAUCAUUGCCAUCGAAAUAUGCAGAAACCAAACAAAAAUUGUGGCAAAUUUUACCUUUAACCACGAUUAAUAGUCCGUCGCCAUAUUCAAGUGAAUCAUCAUGUGGUGGAAAUUCGUGGUUGAUUUCGCCCGAAAAAUUGAUUGAUAUGAAUGUUUUAUCAUCUGAAGACUUAGAGUUGCUGACUAAUGAAACGAAAUUUCCUGACGAUUACGUUAAUUAUAAAGAUGUAAAGGAGUUUAAAGAGAAAUUGUUAAAGAAGUCAUUUGGAAACUUUCAAAAAUUGAAGAAUCACAAGGAAAUUCUCAAUAAAUUCCAUGCAGAUCAAUCAUUUUGGAUUGACGACUUUAUUUUAUUUAUGAUCAUCAAAUCACAGUGCAAAGGACUACCAUGGAACGAAUGGCCGUCAGCAUUACGUCAUCAUGAUCAAGCAGCACUGGACGAACUUCGUCGAACUAAUCGAAAUGAAUAUGAAUACCAUUUGUUUGUUCAGUACAUUUUUGAUCGACAAUGGAAACAAUUGAAAAAAUACGCAAAUGAGAAGAAUAUACAGAUAAUCGGUGACAUGGCGAUGUAUGUGGAUUAUAAUUCAGUUGAUGUUUGGGCGAAUUCGAAGUUAUUUAAGCUCGAUUCGAAUACAAUGAGACCAAGUGUUGUUUCAGGCUUUCCGGCCGAUGAAAACUAUGGUAUUCAAAUAUGGAAUCAACCGGUUUAUCAAUGGAAUGAUGAAAAUAUUCGACAGGAUUUGUUUCAAUGGUGGAUCAAACGCAUUGAAAAAUCUCUGUCAAUGUAUGACAUCGUACGGCUCGAUCAUUUCCGAGGUUUUGUCCAACAUUAUGUGAUCCCAAUAGAUGCUCAAACAUCCAAACCGAACACAUCCGAUGCGCAUUGGGUAAACACGCCUGGUUACGACUUAUUUUCAGCAGUGAAGAGCUCACUCGGUGAAGACAUCUCUUUAGUUGUCGAAGACAUCGGUAGUGUAACCAGUGAGGUGUUUCAAUUACGUGAUGCGAUGGAAUUCUAUGGAAUAAGAAUUCUGCAAAUGGGGUUUUACUGUUAUCCUGAUAACAUUUAUUCUCCGCACAAUUAUCCUCCAAAUUCAAUUGCAUAUACAGGCACACAUGACAAUGCGACGUCAUUAGAAUGGUGGACGAGUGUUGCAAGACGCGAAGAAAAAGAUUUGUUUAACAAAUACGUCCAUCGUCCAUGUUCAUCGGAAGUAGAUUUAGAGAAAUGUAUUCCUUGGUAUUUCAUCCAAAUGAUCUUACAAUCCGCAUCGAAUGGAGCAAUUAUAUUAAUGCAAGAUUUACUGAGUGUCAAUGUGCGAAUGAACUAUCCCGGAAAAGACUCAUCGAUGGAGGAAAGUGGGCCGCAGAAUUGGUCAUGGCGUUUCAAAUGGUCACAAUUGACAUCGAAUAUUCAAGAAGAAUUGAAGGAGUUGACUGAAAUGUAUGGACGAAAUCUUCUGUAUGGAAAAGCAAUUCCCCCGAAAGAUAUGAUUAUGAAAGACGAUUCUUCUUUCUUUUUGAGAUAA
Molecule: messenger RNA, 1572 nt
Organism: Adineta ricciae
Lineage: Eukaryota; Metazoa; Rotifera; Eurotatoria; Adinetida; Adinetidae
Source: the annotation of a GenBank genome assembly